AAGGCAGACGAUGCGAUGUCCCGGGCCACGUCCAUUGCAGACCAGCUGGAGGCGCCAGCCCGCACCAUUUACCUCAAUCAGCCGCAUCUCAACAAAUUCCGUGACAACCAGAUCAGCACGGCCAAGUACAGCGUGCUGACUUUUCUACCUCGAUUCUUGUAUGAGCAGAUUAGAAGAGCUGCUAACGCCUUCUUCCUCUUCAUUGCCUUAUUACAGCAAAUUCCAGAUGUAUCUCCAACGGGAAGAUAUACCACCCUGGUGCCAUUGAUCAUCAUUUUAACAAUUGCAGGCAUCAAAGAGAUUGUAGAAGAUUUCAAGCGACAUAAGGCAGACCAUGCAGUUAACAAAAAGAAAACGAUAGUGUUAAGAAAUGGUAUAUGGCAAACCAUUAUGUGGAAAGAGGUGACAGUGGGAGACAUCGUGAAGGUUGUCAACGGCCAGUACCUUCCGGCAGACACAGUCCUGCUCUCCUCCAGUGAACCUCAGGCAAUGUGUUAUGUCGAAACAGCUAAUCUAGAUGGAGAAACAAACCUUAAACUACGUCAGGGUCUGAGUAACACCGCCGACAUGCAAACGAGGAAGGAGUUGAUGAAGUUAUCUGGAACUAUCGAAUGCGAAGGACCGAACCGCCACCUCUACGACUUCUCUGGAAACCUAAACUUAGAUGGGAAAAGCUCGGUUCCCCUUGGGCCUGACCAGAUCUUAUUAAGAGGUACACAGCUUAGAAAUACUCAGUGGGUCUUUGGCAUAGUUGUUUAUACUGGACACGACACCAAACUCAUGCAGAAUUCUACCAAAGCACCUCUCAAGAGGUCGAACGUUGAGAAAGUGACGAACUUGCAGAUCCUGGUGCUGUUUGGCAUCCUCUUGGUCAUGGCCUUGGUGAGCUCAGCGGGGGCCCUGUACUGGAACCAGUCUCAAGGUGGAAAGAACUGGUACAUCAAUAAGAUGGACACGACCUCGGAUAAUUUCGGGUACAACUUGCUGACGUUCAUCAUCCUGUACAACAACCUGAUUCCCAUCAGUUUGUUGGUUACUCUUGAGGUUGUGAAAUACACCCAAGCCCUUUUCAUAAAUUGGGACACGGAUAUGUAUUAUCUUGGAAAUGAUACUCCUGCAAUGGCCAGGACAUCAAACCUGAAUGAAGAGCUUGGUCAGGUAAAAUACCUAUUUUCUGACAAAACUGGAACUCUUACAUGCAAUAUCAUGAACUUUAAGAAGUGUAGCAUUGCUGGAGUAACCUACGGUCAUUUCCCAGAACUGGCAAGAGAGCCAUCCUCCGAUGAUUUCUGCCGGAUGUCUUGUCCCCCUAGUGAUUCAUGUGACUUUGAUGAUCCCAGGCUCUUGAAGAACAUAGAGGAUCAUCACCCCACAGCUGCUUGUAUACAAGAGUUCCUCACCCUUCUGGCCGUGUGCCACACCGUCGUUCCCGAGAAGAAUGGCGACAGCAUCAUCUACCAGGCCUCCUCCCCAGAUGAAGCUGCUUUGGUGAAAGGCGCUAAGAAGCUGGGCUUCGUGUUCACGGCCAGGACGCCCUACUCGGUCAUCAUAGAAGCUAUGGGACAGGAACAGACCUUUGGACUCCUUAAUGUCCUGGAAUUUUCUAGCAACAGAAAGAGGAUGUCUGUGAUUGUCCGAACGCCCGCGGGACAGCUCCGGCUCUACUGCAAAGGGGCCGAUAAUGUAAUUUUUGAGAGACUUUCAAAAGAUUCAAAAUACAUGGAGGAAACGUUAUGCCAUCUGGAAUAUUUUGCCACGGAAGGCCUGAGGACUCUCUGCGUGGCUUACGCUGACCUCUCAGAGAAGGAUUAUGAGGAGUGGCUGGAAGUCUAUCAAGAAGCCAGCACCAUAUUGAAAGACAGAGCUCAGCGGCUGGAGGCCUGUUACGAGAUCAUCGAGAAGAAUUUACUGUUACUCGGAGCCACAGCCAUAGAAGACCGCCUUCAAGCAGGUGUUCCAGAAACUAUAGCAACUCUGCUGAAGGCAGAAAUUAAAAUAUGGGUGUUGACAGGCGACAAGCAAGAAACUGCAAUUAAUAUAGGAUAUUCCUGCCGAUUGGUAUCACAGAAUAUGGCCCUGAUCCUACUGAAGGAGGCUUCUUUGGAUGCGACGCGGGAAGCCAUCACUCAGCACUGCACUGACCUCGGCAACCUGCUGGGCAAGGAGAACGACAUGGCUCUCAUCAUCGACGGCCACACCCUCAAGUACGCGCUGUCCUUCGAGGUCAGGAGGAGCUUCCUGGACCUGGCACUCUCGUGUAAGGCCGUCAUCUGCUGCAGGGUGUCUCCUCUGCAGAAGUCUGAGAUCGUGGACGUGGUUAAGAAGCGGGUGAAUGCCAUCACCCUCGCCAUCGGGGACGGCGCCAAUGACGUUGGGAUGAUCCAGACGGCCCACGUGGGUGUGGGCAUCAGCGGGAACGAGGGCAUGCAGGCCACCAACAACUCGGAUUAUGCCAUCGCGCAGUUCUCCUACCUGGAGAAGCUGCUGCUGGUGCACGGCGCCUGGAGCUACAGCCGCGUGACCAAGUGCAUUCUGUACUGCUUCUACAAGAACGUGGUCCUCUACAUCAUCGAGCUCUGGUUCGCCUUCGUUAAUGGAUUUUCGGGCCAGAUUUUAUUCGAACGUUGGUGCAUCGGCCUGUACAACGUGAUCUUCACCGCGUUGCCGCCCUUCACUCUGGGGAUCUUCGAGCGGUCUUGCACUCAGGAGAGCAUGCUCCGCUUCCCGCAGCUCUACAAAAUCACCCAGAACGCCGAAGGCUUCAACACGAAGGUUUUCUGGGGUCACUGCAUCAACGCCUUGGUCCACUCCCUCAUCCUCUUCUGGUUCCCCAUGAAAGCGCUGGAACAUGAUACCGCGUUGGCCAAUGGUCAUGCCUCAGACUAUUUAUUUGUCGGAAAUAUUGUUUACACAUACGUCGUUGUCACCGUUUGUCUGAAAGCUGGUUUGGAGACCACGGCUUGGACUAAAUUCAGUCACCUGGCUGUCUGGGGAAGCGUGCUGAUCUGGCUGGUGUUCUUUGGUGUCUACUCAACCUUCUGGCCCACCAUUCCUAUUGCUCCAGAUAUGAAAGGACAGGUCACGAUGGUUCUGAGUUCCGCACACUUCUGGCUGGGGUUAUUCCUGGUGCCGACUGCGUGUCUGAUCAAAGACGUGGCGUGGAGAGCGGCCAAGCAUACCUGCAGGAAGACGUUGCUGGAGGAAGUGCAGGAGCUGGAAACCAAGACCAGAGUGAUGGGAAAAGAGAUGCUUCACGACAGUAACGGGAAGAGGAUGAACGAGAGGGACCGCCUGUUGAAGAGGCUGAGCAGGAAGACACCCCCCACUCUCUUUCGAGGAGGGUCCUUCCCGGAGACUGUCCCACACGGGUACGCCUUCUCUCAAGAAGAGCAUGGAGCUGUCACUCAGGAGGAAAUGGUCCGUGCUUAUGACACCACCAAAAGGGAACCGAGGCAGGAAUAG
This is a messenger RNA of Pteropus alecto (black flying fox), 3462 nucleotides long. It is a transcript of the gene ATP8A2, whose product is annotated as ATPase phospholipid transporting 8A2. Gene Ontology annotation, molecular function: magnesium ion binding; ATPase-coupled intramembrane lipid carrier activity; ATP hydrolysis activity. The transcript has 36 exons. Gene Ontology annotation, cellular component: plasma membrane. The record is from RefSeq and is a predicted model, not a curated record. The coding region runs from base 16 to 3462 and encodes 1148 amino acids. NCBI's taxonomy places the organism in Eukaryota, Metazoa, Chordata, Mammalia, Chiroptera, Pteropodidae. Gene Ontology annotation, biological process: neuron development; phospholipid translocation.